GAGAGAGAGAAAAAAAAGCAUCAAACGCAACCUUGCGUUUUCUGUUGCGUUUUCUGGGUUUGCACCUCUUGUUAAAAUUGAAAGAAUCAGGUCAUCCAUUUUUUGCCCGACAAAAUUUUAAAGUGUAACCCACCAGAAAUCCUAGACAUAAGAAAUCCUCAUCGCUUUAGAUUUGGUCAUAUUUGAUAUGAAUACUCUGUGCCAGAAGCAUAGUCUAAUCCCUGUUUUGAUUUCUGUGUCGUUGUUGUUAUGGACUCGGGUCGAGUCGAUCCGGUUCGAUUUGGAGUCGGGCCACACCAAAUGCAUAUCGGAGGACAUCAAGAGCAAUUCUAUGACUGUUGGGAAGUACCAUAUCGUAAACCCUAAUGAAGGGCACCCUCUGCCUGACUCUCAUAAAAUCACUGUCCGGGUGACAUCUUCAUAUGGAAAUAGCUAUCACAAUUCGGAUCAUGUGAGUGAGGGACAUUUCGCAUUCCAAACAGUCGAGGCUGGUGACUACAUGGCUUGCUUUUUUGCGUCUGAUCACAAACCUGCGACUACCUUGACCAUUGACUUCGAUUGGAAAUCGGGUGUUGCUUCCAAGGACUGGACAAAUGUUGCCAAAAAGGGUUCUGUUGAAUUAAUGGAACUAGAGCUGAAGAAAAUGUUCGAUACAGUACAAUCCAUUCACGACGAGAUGUUCUAUCUUCGUGAAAGAGAGGAGGAGAUGCAGGAACUAAACCGGUCUACUAACUCCAAAAUGUUUUGGUUCAGUUUUCUAUCUAUUCUCGUUUGCCUCUCGGUUGCGGGACUUCAACUAUGGCAUUUGAAGUCCUUCUUUGAGAAGAAGAAGCUUAUUUAAGGGGGAAAAUGUAGUUCUCUAACCGAUUUAUGGGAUUUUCCUUUUUAAGUUAUGUGUACAAUUAUAUAGAGAAGAAGUGGAUUACAGUUGUUGAUUCAUUUGGACUUGAAACCGUGAAUCAAAGCUGUAAUUGAUAGUUCAUCUUUUCNUCUUUCUUUUUUCUCUUGAUUCUUUUCCG
Striga asiatica is the source of this 1019-nucleotide messenger RNA. The record is from the annotation of a GenBank genome assembly. Lineage: Eukaryota; Viridiplantae; Streptophyta; Magnoliopsida; Lamiales; Orobanchaceae.